AUGGAGGUGGGAAACACGCUGGACAAUGGCCACUUAUUUGCAGGGCUGACGCAGACUUACAUUGCCAGACUCUUACAGGACAUUACCAUCUACCAUUUGAUUACAGGACAUUACCAUUUAUCACCUGGCACCCACAACCCCUUGAACUCACGUUUGAGUAAAGGUGAUGACAGUGCAGAGCAGCACCGAGACACAUUGACGCUCCUGCAGUCUCUCAAUUUGCCUCAGCAUACAGAAUAUGAAAUUGUUUCACCAUAUGAGGUGACCCAUGAAGGCACAUACAUCUCCCAUGAAGUGUCCCACCACCAGAGGCGAGCCCGAUCCCUGACCCCAGAUACAGGCUUAUCCCGGGCUCAUAACGGCAGCCAAAUGGUGCAUUUCCGGCUCAGCGGCUUGGGGCAGGACUUCCACAUGGAGCUGAGGGAGGCCUCGCACAACCUGAUCGCACCUGGCUUCACCGUGCAGGUCCUGGGAAAGAACGCUACUAAGAGCCUGAGGGCCUACCACCGGGACGACCUUUGCUUUUACCAGGGGUCACUGAGGGCAAGGGUCAACUCCUCGGUGGCACUCUCCACAUGCAUGGGGAUGUCAGGUUUGAUCCGAACCCAAGAUGCAGACUACUUCCUGAGACCUGUAUCUCACAACCUGGCACAAUCCGAGAACUUCACAGCUCCCCCUGGUCACCAACCACACAUCCUCUACAAGAGCUACAGAGAGCCUCAGACCAAGACAGGACCCAAGAACCACAGUCUACAGAAGAGAUCUUUACACUCUACAGUCUUUGGAACCAAGAGUACACCUGACGAUCAGCCAAACAGGAGACAUCACCAUAACCACCACUACAGGCACGGGGAGAGGCAGAGGCAACACUUCUGCGGGAGACGGAAGAAAUUCAUGCCUAAACCUCCAGAGGAAGACGCGUUAGUGCUACCAGAUGAGUACAGAUACAUGCCAAGGACCAGGAGGGCGGUGCUUAUGAAGCAGCAGACCAGUCAGAAGCUGAACGUGGAGACGUUGGUGGUUGUUGACAGAAAGAUGAUGGACAACCACGGCCAUGACAACAUCACCACAUAUGUUCUCACUGUGCUCAACAUGGUUUCCAGUUUGUUUAAAGAUGGGACCAUUGGAGGAAACAUCAACAUAGUCAUUGUGGGUCUUGUGCUUUUGGAUGAAGAACAGAAUGGCUUAGUGAUCAACCACCAUGCAGACCACACACUCAACAGCUUCUGUCACUGGCAGUCGACGAUGGGAGGCAGAGGCGGGCGAAGACACGAUCAUGCCAUCCUCCUCACUGGACUGGACAUCUGCUCCUGGAAGAAUGAACCAUGUGACACUCUGGGUUUUGCCCCAAUAAGUGGCAUGUGCAGCAAAUAUCGGAGCUGCACUGUCAAUGAAGACACUGGUUUGGGUUUAGCAUUCACCAUUGCUCAUGAGUCUGGACACAAUUUUGGGAUGGUCCAUGACGGGGAAGGAAAUGUGUGCAAGAAGUCUGAAGGGAACAUCAUGUCUCCUACAUUAGCCGGUCACAACGGGAUCUUCUCCUGGUCUGCUUGUAGCCGCCAGUACCUCAGCAGAUUUUUGAAUACUGCCCAGGCACUGUGCCUGUCCGAUGAGCCCAAAGCAGUGGAUGAGUAUCAGUAUCCAGAGAAGCUACCUGGAGAGCUGUACGAUGCCGAUACACAGUGCAAAUGGCAGUUUGGCGAGAAGGCAAAACUCUGUACUUUGGAUUUUAAAAAGGACAUCUGCAAGGCCUUGUGGUGCCACCGUGUUGGAAGGAAGUGUGAGACCAAGUUCAUGCCAGCGGCUGAAGGUUCUGCUUGUGGUCCAGAUAUGUGGUGUCGCAGGGGCCAGUGUGUGAAGCAGGGUGAUGAAGGCCCUCGUCCACAACAUGGACAGUGGUCAGAGUGGUCAUCCUGGUCUGCCUGCUCCAGGAGCUGUGAGAGCGGGGUGUCCCACAGAGAGAGGCAGUGCAACAACCCAAGGCCAGCGUAUGGGGGGAAAUUCUGUGAAGGUUCUUCCAGGUCAUACAAACUAUGCAACACUGAAGACUGUCCUCCCAACAGUAUUGACUACAGAGCGCAGCAGUGUGCCGAGUUUAACAGCAAGCAGUUCAGAGGGUGGUACUACACAUGGAGGCCCUACACUAAAGUGGAUGAUCAAGACAUAUGUAAGCUGUACUGCUUUGCUGAGGGAUAUGAUUUCUUCUUUGCUCUGGCCAGUAAAGUUAAGGAUGGUACACUCUGCUCACAAGACAGCUCAAAUGUGUGCAUAGAUGGACUUUGUGAGAAAGUCGGUUGUGAUCGAGUACUUGGCUCUACAGCUGGGCUUGAUGCCUGUGGGGUGUGUAAAGGAGACAACUCCACAUGCAAGAUUUAUAAAGGACAGUAUACUAAACAGCACUACACAAACCAGUAUUAUGGAGUGGUGACAAUUCCAUCUGGGGCAAGGAGUAUUCGUGUGGUGGAGUUGAACACAUCCAGCUCAUAUUUGGCUGUGCGUGACACACAGAGACGCUACUUUCUAAAUGGGCAGUGGACAGUGGACUGGCCGGGCAGACACUCGAUUGCAGGAGCCAUCUUUGAGUACAAAAGGCCUUACAAUAGACCAGAAAGUCUUAUAUCAUCUGGGCCAACUAAUGAGACACUAGUCAUAGAGAUUUUGCUUCAAGGUUGGAAUCCAGGUGUACGCUGGGAAUACACCUUGAAAAACUCAGAUGAAAAGAAGAAUCACAUAAAACACAGUUAUACCUGGGCCAUUAUUCGCUCACAGUGCUCUGCCACAUGUGCAGGUGGUGAGAUGAACACCAAAGCAGCAUGUUUCAAAGACCUCCGCGUGCAGGUGAACACGUCCUACUGCAACCCAAGGACUAAACCAGCUACUGGACAUGUGCCCUGCAACACCCAGCCCUGUCCACCCAGCUGGUCUUUGGGAGAGUGGGGGGAGUGCAGUAGGAGCUGUGGAGGUGGGGAGCAGACACGGCAGGUUCAAUGUGCUCAGAAAACCAGCACUACCAACAUGGACCCUGUGCCAGAUCCACAGUGUCCUCAGCCAGCUCCAGACAGGAGGCAGAGCUGUAACUCACAGAGCUGUCCUCCUGCAUGGUCCACUGGGCCCUGGUCUGAGUGUUCUCGUAAAUGUGGCAAUGGUCUGAGGAAGAGGACAGUGCUGUGUUCCAGUACUAAUCCAGACUCCCAGGCCCACACAGUGUCUGACAGUCUGUGUUUCAGCCUUCCUAAGCCCACCACCCAAGAAACAUGUUUCAUCAAACGCUGCCCAAAACAGCGCAAAGUCCAGUGGUUCGUCUCUACAUGGCAACAGUGUUCAGUUACAUGUGGUCGAGGUGUUCAGACUCGCUUCAUCAAGUGUGCAGAAAAGGACACUGCAGGAAAAUACAGAGAACUCGCAACCAAGAAAUGCCAGCAUGUCCCAAAGCCAACAGUAGACUUACAGAGAGCUUGCAUUUUGGCUGAAUGUUCAGUGCGCACAACCCCAUCACUCUAUAGAUGGAAAAGCCACCACCAUCACACCUCCCCUCCUCAGCCUGUCCCUGUCCCUGCUCCUGCAUACAGACCAGAGUGGCAUCCAUCUGCCUGGUCUCAAUGCACAGUGACAUGUGGAGGGGGAGUGCAGCUCAGGUCAGUCCAAUGCCUUGCCCAGGGAAAAUCCUCCACUGGUUGUUCUGUUCUUUCAAAACCUUUGAUAUCUCAAGCCUGCAACACCAACUUCUGUCCUCAACUGGAGAAAAAAGACAUGGGGUGCAGGGAUUACUUCAACUGGUGUUACCUCGUGCCUCAACAUGGAGUCUGCAACCACAAAUUCUACGGCAAGCAGUGCUGCCAGUCAUGCUCCAAUUCUAACCUAUAA
Molecule: messenger RNA, 3864 nt
Organism: Boleophthalmus pectinirostris (great blue-spotted mudskipper)
Lineage: Eukaryota; Metazoa; Chordata; Actinopteri; Gobiiformes; Gobiidae
Product: A disintegrin and metalloproteinase with thrombospondin motifs 16
Exons: 24
Coding region: 1-3864 (1287 amino acids)
Biological process (GO): proteolysis; extracellular matrix organization
Cellular component (GO): extracellular matrix
Molecular function (GO): metalloendopeptidase activity
Source: RefSeq, a predicted model, not a curated record